Loa loa (African eye worm) is the source of this 1141-nucleotide messenger RNA. RefSeq lists its product as hypothetical. The transcript has 6 exons. Bases 1 to 930 code for a protein of 309 amino acids. NCBI's taxonomy places the organism in Eukaryota, Metazoa, Nematoda, Chromadorea, Rhabditida, Onchocercidae. The record is from RefSeq and is a predicted model, not a curated record.
AUGCCUGUUAUGCCUGAAGCAAGUUCCUUACAAGGUCAGGAUGAUCAAGAUACAAAAAAAAGUGAAAUAAACAAAAAUUCCGACAAGAGUCUCACAUCGACUUCCGCAUCCAUUCCCGGUGCAACAAAAUUAGCCGUGAAUGUUACCAAAUCCUCAACAGUUAAAAAUCGCCAUAACCGGGAUUUCUCGAAGAAUGUUGCACCAACUUCGAAAAGAUUGGCUCCAACGAAAGAUUACAAAGUAAUCCGUAAAGUGGAGGAGAAAGUCGUACAGGAGAGAAGUAUACGAACUGGAAGCCCCAGACGCCGAAAGGCAACAUUGUUACACUUUGUUCCAACAAACGAGCUACCGGAUGUUGCGCGCGUACAACUUUUGCUCAGCAACAUUAGUGAGCGACCAUUGCAGUUCAAACUGAAAAGCGAACCUGGACCAAAUAUCUCUGCACUUCCAAGCGCACGAGGUCAUAUUAGUGCGCAUGGUUCAGCGAAGUGUACCUUAACAUGGCGCCGUGAAGCAAAUGUCGAAAAAUGGUCUGAUGCACAACGGCCAAAAAUGCUUCUUGUUCUAGAUUUUCUUCGUGAUAAACUGGAAAAUGAAAAACGCACUCUAACAAGGCUUAUCGGUAAGGUCGUAUCAGGUCAAACUUGUGAUGCAGAUAAACCACCCGUCGAGCAGCUGAUGCUGGAUGCAGCUACUAACGAAUAUUCUCGAUCGUUGUCAAAGGAGCCCUUGGUAAUGGAACAAACACAUACUUCUAAAAAUGAGUUGGAAGAAAAAAAUAAGACGAAGUCUGCAGGUAUAGUGAAUAGUAUUGCAGAUUGGUUCAAUCAACAAUCAAAAGAUUCUCUAUUUGGAUUGCUUCUGUUGAUGAUAUUCUGCUAUUUUCUAGGAACAAUAAAUAGUUCAAAACAAAAAGUGCAUGACGAAUAGUCGGUCUUUGAUCAUAUAUAGGCUGUAAUUUUCAGUUGGUUUUUAUUCCCACUAAUCUAAAGUUUAUCGGAAGAGUUUAGAAUCUCUACGCUUCUAGCAUUUAUCGAACCUUUGAUCCCUUAUUUCUAGAUUGUUAUCCUAUAAUUUUGCUAGUUCAGCUGUGUUAUAUAUGAAGCACUAAUUGAAGUGAAAUAAAGAAUAUCUAAAAGCA